This is a messenger RNA of Paramecium primaurelia, 732 nucleotides long. NCBI's taxonomy places the organism in Eukaryota, Ciliophora, Oligohymenophorea, Peniculida, Parameciidae. The record is from the annotation of a GenBank genome assembly.
AUGCAUUCACAUUAAAAACAAUUAAUCGAUAUCAGUAAAAAUAAAAAAUUAAUAGAUAGAUUCAUUAAUAGAAACAAUAGAGAAUUAAUUUAGAAAGAAUGAAGAAAUGCAUUAAACAAUAUCAUAAUAAAUUCACUGUGAUAUUGAGAGAAUUGAUGCAUAAUUAUUCAUCUAAGAAAUGAGAAUAUCAUUAAAAUAGCCAAAAGCAAGUAUUGAAACAUUAUUAAAAAAAUGUUAAUCAAUGAUUGAUAAAUUAUUGGAUGAAGAAUUCAAUUUGGAUAGAUUGAUGUCUAAAUUGAGAUCAAAAAAAAGAAGAAAUAAUAAAGCAUCUACAGGUAAUGUGCUAUAAUAAAUUGAUGAAAAUACCCUUAAGGAAAUUCAUACAUUUAGUAAAUGUUAAGAUGUAGUUAAAAAAGAUGAAAAAUAAUUUACUGAAAAAUAAAAUAUAGAAAAAACAAACAGAAAUAGAGAAAUAGAUCCUUUUGAGAAAUUAAUUAAUAUCAAUAUGCAAAUUGAAUAAUGUUUAGGUAUAAUAUAUUACUUAAAAUAGAAUUGUUAUCAAAUUAAAAUAAGUUAGAUAAUGAGAGUGAUAUGGAAGUUAAAAUCAAUAAUUUAGAAGAGUAGAUUUAUAAGUUGACUGAAAAUAGAGUAUAUAAUGAUGAAAAUGUUGAGGUGUACAUAGUGUAGAAAAACAAUAAGAAAAGAAUGCCUAAUUUACAAAUUAAUUAUUGA